Fraxinus pennsylvanica is the source of this 624-nucleotide messenger RNA. The record is from the annotation of a GenBank genome assembly. Lineage: Eukaryota; Viridiplantae; Streptophyta; Magnoliopsida; Lamiales; Oleaceae.
AUGAGCAAGCCUGCAGGUGUAGAUUUCGACAUUCAAGCCGGGCAUGAUCACUAUUCAGAUCGUGCUGGAAAGUUAAAUGAGUAUGGCCUAAAGGGCAAGAAAGUGUACCUAAGAGUAGCACCCCAAUGUCCAUUCCCAGAUCAAAGGCUCGGAAAUGCACUGAAACCGCGCUAUUUAACUGUGUUUGUGUACAAUUUUACGGCAAUCCGCCAUAUGAAUACAUCAGCAAUGAUCCAAACAAGUUCGAGAAUUCAUGCAAUCAAUGGACAUCAUCAAUACCUGCUAAAAAGAUUUACAUUGGACUUCCUGACUCUUAAGGCUGCUGCCGAAAAUGGUUAUGUUCCAAAACAGGUUCUGAUAAAUGAAGUUCUGCCAUUUGCUAAAAGGUUAUUGAGUAUGGAGGGAUUAUGCUUUGGGAAAGGUACACUGAUAAUGGAUAUAGUGCUGUUGUCAAGAACAGUGUCUAAGCUUCCUCUAAGCAUGGCAAAUGAAUCCAUGGUGCCAUACAGAAUUGAACCUCAAUAUUCUGCAACAAGACAAUUGCCAACGUCUUCCGUAACUAUUAAUAUACACUUCCAGGUUGUUAUUGAUCAGAAUGAGAUUAGAUGGCUUGAUAUGAUCUGA